This is a messenger RNA of Pseudomassariella vexata, 1608 nucleotides long. RefSeq lists its product as uncharacterized. Gene Ontology annotation, biological process: cytoskeleton-dependent cytokinesis. The transcript is spliced from 2 exons. Bases 1 to 1608 code for a protein of 535 amino acids. NCBI's taxonomy places the organism in Eukaryota, Fungi, Ascomycota, Sordariomycetes, Amphisphaeriales, Pseudomassariaceae. Gene Ontology annotation, cellular component: septin ring; cell division site; microtubule cytoskeleton. Gene Ontology annotation, molecular function: GTPase activity; molecular adaptor activity; GTP binding. The record is from RefSeq and is a predicted model, not a curated record.
AUGAGCGAGCCGCCGCGUCGCUCCUCCUUCGGAAUGUUGCUCCGACGUAAAUCUAAUAGCGAUCUCAAGGGGAGCAAGAAGCAGCGAGAGCUUAGGGAGCAAGAGCUGCAGCGCCAACAUGCCGUCCCAAAGUCUCCCCCACGGCUACCCGAUCUCUACAAUGCACUGUCAGGUGGUGUGCGUCCAGACUCGCUUGCUAUAGUUUCGGGCCAGGCAGAUCCCCAUCAUCACCAGUACCACCCACAACAACAACAACAACACCGGCAACAAAAACACCAAUACCCUCCAUCAGGCAGACCAUCGAUGGAUCCUGGCCGUCCCUCCAUCUCCUCUAACCCACCCGUUCCUCCCGUCCCUGCUGUCCCUGCCGUCCCGAACGGAUCGUUGGUCGAUCCUUAUGCUCGCACUGAAAGCAUGACGCACCGUGGCCGUUACAGCUAUGCUAGCAGUGCUAUCAGCACCAUCAACAGCCCUAGGAGGGUCCGCAGAAGAAAGGACCCCACACCUUUCAACAUUCUCAUCAUGGGCACUAGUGGCUCCGGCAAGACGUCAUUCCUCGAGUUUCUCAAGACCGCCUUAGCUCUGCCUCCGAAGAAACGCUCUCAGCGAGCAACCGAGAUCGGGGAAGAGGUGACGGUCAAAGCCGCCGCAUCAGGCAACUUCAUUCCCCACUACCUCGAAAGCGAGAUCGAUGGUGAACGGAUCGGACUGACACUAUGGGACUCGGAGGGCCUCGAGAAGAACGUGGUGGACCUCCAACUAAGGGAGAUGUCAUCUUUCCUGGAGAGCAAGUUCGAGGAGACAUUUGCUGAAGAAAUGAAGGUGAUAAGAUCACCGGGCGUACAGGAUACGCACAUUCAUGCAGUAUUUCUCAUCCUCGACCCGGCUCGUCUCGAUCGCAACAUUGUCGCGUCAAAAGCCGUGGCUUCGAAUGGUCAGCAUGGCAGAUACCAGUCCAACGCUUCACGCGUCGUUGGGGGCCUAGAUGAGGAUCUUGAUCUACAAGUAAUGCGAACACUCCAGGGCAAGACGACAGUCAUCCCGGUUAUCUCCAAAGCAGAUACAAUCACCACGGCGCACAUGGCGGUGCUCAAGAAGACAGUUUGGGCGAGCCUCAAGCAGGCCCACUUCGACCCUCUGGAAGCCCUCGGUCUCGACGACGAGGACGGCUCUCCGGAUUCUAGCAGAAUCGAUGAGGGCGAUGAGGAAGAUGCCGAGGACGGCGAGAAGUUAUUAAACGAAGCAGAAGACAGCGAGGAGACAGAUAGCGAUGGAUUUCCCAUUCAAGGCCGAAGCUCGCCGACUACCCAGAGACGUUCAAGUAACUCGGCUCGCCGGAUCAAAACGGAGGAGGACAUCGACCAGCUUCCAUUGCUUCCCAUGUCUAUCAUCAGCCCAGAUAUCUACGAGCCGGGUGUCAUUGGCCGCAAGUUCCCAUGGGGCUUCGCUAACCCAUACGACGAGGAGCACUGCGACUUUACUAGACUCAAGGACGCCGUCUUCAACGAGUGGCGAGGCGAGCUACGUGAAGCCAGCAGAGAGCAGUGGUACGAAGGCUGGAGAACCAGCCGACUCAAGCACCGCGAUUCUUCAGUUCGACGACGAUGA